GUGUCCGCCAGGUUGAAAAUCCGUCGCUUCUCUUGGCCUUCCUCUUAACUGGCUGGCGAUCGUAGUACGCGUCAGAGCCGGCCACGCGUUCUCGUGCCGUUCUUUCUUAAAAAAAAAGAACGAACCCAUCGCCGCGAAAACGUGAUUUCUGCCAAAAGAGGGUGGCGUUGCCCUUUGCCUAUAUUGACCUACUGAUAAAUCCCUCUCGAAUCCCACCGAUGCUGACGAUCGCGCGGGAGUCCUACGGAUAGUCUUCCGCCGGAUUGUAUCGGAGAUUCGAAAAAAAAGGGCAGAAAAUUUUGCGCGCGAACCGCAAGAGAAGGUCCGUGUGUCUUGUGUGUGGAAAAGUGGAGGCGUAUGCACGCGCGUAUCUCUCUGUGUGUAUGUGUUUAUGUAUGGUGUGAUUCGUGUUGACUGUGUAGGGUGCAACGACACGACGAGAGAAAGAGAUAGAGAGAGAGAGAGAGAGAGGAAAAAAAGAGAAAGACAACGAUUUCAAGUUUCGCUCUCGACGCCAGCCGCUCCGAUUGCCUCCUUCGUCAGACAUGCCCCUGCUGAACGGCCAACAACCGCGACAUUAGGUGACAUAUAGGCGCACACGUGCACCGGUCAUGGUACGCAGUGUCAAGACACCUCUCUCAGGAGCGACCACCGGUGUUUCACAACGUCCUACCGCAAGAAUAAUGAACCGUUGGUUUUGGUGUUUGCUAUGCGUGAUUUUACAUCUCAGGCACGCCCAUUCUAAAGUCGGUUUAUGCGAAGUGGAAGGAGGACAAUCGAACAUCAUCCUCGAUAUCGAAGAGAGCGGAGGAGAUGCGAUCGAUCAGAAGACCGUGCCGGAAGAGCUUCCGGUGUCCGGCGAUCCCUAUAACGAGACCAUGCUGGAGCUUAUCUUCCCUGGAAGGAAGAUCCCCCUUUUUAAACUGAACGGCAAAAAACUGCAGCUUCUCGAGCCGUUGGACAGAGAUGACGAAAAUCUCUCGCAUGUGGUUUUUCAGUUGAGCUGCACGGUGAAGUCGACCAACAAGAAGCGGACGAUCCCGGUGAUAGUGAGAGUGUCCGACAUCAACGAUAACGCGCCGAAAUUCAUUAACACGCCGUACGAGACGACUGUGCCGGAGCUCACCCCGGUCGGCUCGACGAUUUUCAAGAGUGUCGACGCGAUCGACGACGACGCCGGUGUCAACGGCAUCGUCGAGUACUCGAUCGCGCCCGGCGACGGCAGCAGGAUCGGCAGCAACGAGGGCGUCGGGCGCAACAGGAUCACCACCGUCGACGGGUACGGCUACUUCAGCAUCAAUCUGCCGCAUCAGGGACAGGUCACGGUCAAUCGAACGCUCGAUUACGAGAGGACUCAGCGUUAUCUCGUCACCAUCCUGGCAUCGGACCGAGCGAGGAACGUCUCUGAGAGAUUCACGUCCACGACCACAUUGACGGUGAACAUACGGGACGACGAUGAUCAGGAUCCGUCCUUUAUUUAUCAAGGUUGUAUGCUUUCGGACGGCGCCUGCAUCAACCCGGAAUACUCCGCGUCGGUAUCGAGCGGAGUUCUGUCCGGCAUACUCAAUAUCUCGCCCGAGAAAAUACAAGCGGUCGACAUGGACAGCAUAAACGCGCCAAUUCACUAUUCGUUCCUGAGCGGAAAUCCGCCGAAUUACCGGGACUUCUUUGAGAUAAAUCCCAACACCGGGGCGGUGAGGCAAAUCAAAGCCGUCGACACGACGGUAACGAAGAAGUUUGACAUUAUUAUCAAGGCGGUCGAGGUGUCAGAAGCGAAGCGAUCGGCCACCGCUAAAUUAACAAUCACCAUCAAGCCCGUCGACAGUAAUCCGCCCGUUAUAACGGCGUCAAACAUCGAAGGUUUUGUCGACGAGAACGCGCCGAUCGGCACAAAGGUCAUCGAUGAAAGCGGGAAUCCCAUUGUGCUUACCGUGUCGGACGCCGAUCUGGGACCAGAUGAUCCGAAGCCAGCUUACACCUUCGAAUUAACGACGAAUUUCUUCGCGAUCGAUCCGUCCGGCGUGCUUGUCGUCAACGAGGAGAAUUUGGACCGGGAUCCACCGAGUCCCGGCCGCUUCCGAUUCCAGGUGGUCGCCCGGGAGAAAACGGGUGUGGCCGCGUCGUCGCCGCUGUCGUUCAUCGUCACGCUGAACGACGUUAACGACAAUGCGCCGCUACUUCCGAUGAUGCCACCCAUCACCGUGCAAGCGGGAGAGACAAAGAGACAAAUAGCGAAGGUGGAGGCCACGGAUAACGACGAGGGCGAGAACGCCGAGAUAACGUACAGUAUCUAUCACGUGUCGAACAACGGCCUGCAUAAGUUCAAGAUAGAUCCGAAGACCGGCGUUAUCGAGUCCGUGAGGAAGCUGAACGCCGGCGAGCAGUACAGCAUCACCGUGCAGGCCACCGACAAGGGCGGCAAGUACUCGCAGACAAUCGUCGAGGUGAACGUCAUUCCCGGGCCCAACACCAGGAGCCCCGUGUUCCAGCAACCGGUGUACGAGGUGCAAGUCAGCGAGGGGGCCUCCAUCAAUUCCACCGUCGCGACUAUCACUGCCAUUGACCCAGAAAACGAUCCGGUGUCGUACUCGAUAGUAUCGGGGAAUGACUUGCGCCAGUUUGCGAUCGGCGACAAAUCAGGCGUUAUAACCGUUAUAAGGAAGUUGGAUAGGGAGGACCUGACCCGGUAUCAGUUGUUAAUAAAGGCCGAAGAUACCGGCGGUCUCUACAGCACCGCGACGGUCAAUAUCAUGGUCACCGACAUCAACGACAAAAAUCCCGAAUUCGUGGGCCUCCCAUACGAGUUUACCGUGAAGGAGGGCGAGGCGCGUAAAUUAAUCGGCCGUGUACACGCCGAAGACGCAGACGAAGGUAUAAAUGCCGAGAUCACCUAUUUCGCACCUGACGAUAUUCCUUUCACCGUGGAUCCCGACACCGGCGAUGUCCUGACGAAGAUAGUGUUGGACUACGAGCAGAACAACGAGUACAAAUUCGUUGUGACUGCGAGGGAUGGAGCUCCCGAUUACCGUUUGGCAACCGCGACAGUCACGGUGAAAGUCAUAGAUGUCGAAGACGAGGUUCCGAUCUUUCGCCAAAGCAGUUACGAGGCGCGCGUCAAGGAAAACGUGCCCGACUAUAAUGUAAUUCAAGUCACGGCCGAUGAUCCGGACACAAAGAAGCAAAUUACGUACAUGAUCAAGCAAGGGGAUACCGAACUCUUCAGCAUAGACCCGAAGACUGGAACAAUAAAAACUAUCCGCGGUCUCGAUUACGAGAGUCAGAGCCAGCACGUACUUAUCGUGGGCACCGAGGAGAACACCAACGAUUUACCCGGCUCUACCACCCGUGUUGUCAUUAAUGUUCAGGACGUGAACGACAUUCCACCGGUAUUUACGUCGGUACCACGUCCGAUCACGCUGGACGAUGACGUCCCCAUCGGUACGACCGUGAUCAAUCUCGUCGCUGCGGACUCCGAUGGCACCGCGCCGGGAAAUCAGAUUCGAUACGAGAUCAUCGGCCGCGGUAUCGCCAGCAAGUACUUCGUAAUCGAUCCCGACACCGGCGUACUCCGAAUACGAGACGACUUGCGCAAGGAGACCGACUCCGAGUAUCAGGUCGACGUGCGUGCAUACGACAUGGGUGAGCCGCAGUUGUCCUCCGUGACGACCGUGCCGGUCUACGUACGUCACGUGGCGACGGUGCCGCCGGAGAUCGGUUUGGGCUUCGCGGAGAACUCGUAUAACGUCGAAGUACCCGAGGACGCGGGCGACAACACGCUAAUAAAGAUACUCACCAUCAUCAACAGUCACACGUACGACACCACGCCGCUCAGGUGCGAGAUUUACAGCGGCAAUGAGGAGGGCCUGUUCGAGGCGAACAUCACGGAGGAGCGAAACUGCGCGCUGCGACUGAAGAAGGGCGCGCUGGAUUACGAGACGACGGAAUCUUACCAGAUUAAGAUCAAGCUGGAAUCGCUCUCGGGCCUCUUAAACUCAGGCAGAAAUACGACGAUGGUGAAGAUCCAGGUGCUGGAUGUAAAUGACAACAAGCCCGAGUUUAUCUUCCCGGAGACGAGUCAGAAGCUUACGAGGGGACGUUACUUUGCGGCGAUUCGGCGCACCGCGCAAUUCGCCUCCACCGUCGUGCAGGUGAAGGCGCACGACAAGGAUAACGGCAAGUACGGCAAGCUGGAGUACAAGAUCCAGGACGGGCAAGGCUCCGGUUACUUCGCCAUCGACGGCUCCACCGGUAUAAUCAGGACGGCGGCGACGUUCGACCACGUGGACGCGUCCGAGUUGCCAUUCAAGUUCGACGUUCGCGUGCGCGACAACCCCAACUCGACCGACAACUACAACACCAUCGUCGCGCCGGUGACCGUUAACCUGAUCGGCGAGGAACACCUGAUGAUUCUGGUGGUGCAGGACGCGGCGCCGGACGUGCUGCAGAAGGCGGCUGGCAAAAUAGCCAACGUGAUCGAGGAGAAGAGCGGCCUGUUGAUCGGCAUCGACAGGGUCGCGAUGAGAAAGAUCCUCACGAAGAACGGCACCGUCGAGACGUUCCCGCAGGACUCCGACGUGUGGUUCUACGCGGUCGACCCGGAGACCGAAACUAUACUGAGUAGGAACAGCACUAAAGUGCAGAGGUCCAUCAUGGACAAAUCGGCCAUGUCAAACAUCACCUUUGACGUGUCUACGUUAGUGCGGGCAAAUGCCAUCGACAUUCACGCACCUGUGAUGCCGCCCGAGCCGAUACGAACGCAAACGGCGGUCGCGUUCAGCGGCGAGGUAUUCCCGUAUGCGCUGAUCAUCAUCGCGUGCGUCAUUUUAAUCCUCGGCAUCGCCGGCAUCAUCUACAUAUGCGUCUCCUGGUCCAAGUAUAAAGCAUACAAGGAACGCAUGCAGCGCAUGUACGUGGUGCCGCGAUACGAUCCCGUCUACGUAGAACCCAAUUUGAAGGAAUACGAGACGCAAGUGCUCCAGAUGAGCGUGCCGGUCGACGACAACGACAGCUGCAAUGAUUUACAAUUGGAUUUUAGCAACAAGAAUCACGCAUUCAGCCUGGACAACGUCAGCUACAUCACCAAAGAUCACGGAGACAGUACCGGCCAGCAAAGUCCUGUCAGCUCCGAAGCGGCGACCACGGCGCGAGCGUCCAGCAUCGUCGGCAAUCACGGCGACACCAACAUUCACUCCCUGCGACGGUCCACGCUGGGCCGAAAAAAUCACAGCAACACGAACACCCUGAACAACCGUGACGCGACACCGGUACUUAAUCCCCUGUACAAUCACGGUGGUGAUCUGCUGAGCCCUAGUCCGUCCAACGACAACGUCACCUUCAGGGAGAGGAAGGAUUAUUCGCAUCUCGGGUUCACGUAUCUGGGCGAGCAGAGUCCCGUAGAGACCACGACGGAAUUGUAAGUUUGAGACCCCGAGAGACCGAAUGCGUGCGAAUGUUUGUCACUUUGAAGACUGUCACCGAAUUAUACGUACAUAUCCGUGAAAAAGAAAGCUGUAAUCCUACAAACAUGACUUAUACCAGCAUUCCGUGAUUUUUAUUUUGAUAUCAUAUAUACACGAAUAAGAUGGAUAACUGUGAUGGACACAUUUUUUUUUUACAUUCAAGGUUCAAUCGAUGGUGAGGUAUUUGCAAUGUUUAAAAUUUGAAAUUUCAUGCAUAGAUCUCCUGUCGACGUGUAUCGUCCUGCAUUCGCAACGUAAAAUCAACGUUCACCUGUCUUUCAUUCGCAACAAGCGGACAGGAGUUACGAACGUAACUCCCUUUUGCAUUUAAUUUUGACAAAUGCGUGAAAUACGUGACGGCGAGAGGAUUCUCUCGAAACAUUCGACGCCAUGUAGCUCGCAUUUUUCUUCGAUGCGUCGAGCAACCCUAAAGAGCCAUACGAAGAGCAUAUGAAAGCUUAUAAAUAGUUGAAUGACUUCGUACCUAUAUAUGCCUUUCCUUUCAUAUGUCAUCUUCUGAAUGUGUACCGAUGCCUGGCGUGCCUGAUUCAGCGCGCGCAAUGGUAGUCGGCGCGGAAUUCCCGGCGCGACGGGACACAUUCUGAGCGAGUUGCUCCGUAUGUGAUAUCCAUAAAAGAGCAGUGUUAUAGCGUUCAGAUGCAACGGCAGGCAAAACGAGGUCGUGAAAAUAUCGCGCGCGCGCGUAAAGGGCGACUUGAAAGAGAGGACGGAUAUCCUUUAGAGCUACCUAGCUGAUAAUUCCGUGUGAUUUACUUUCAAUCGAGCAUCGCAUUUUUUGCGCUGAAGCUGAGAGCUAGUUUUGCAGCAACAAAUUGCAAGAUUUUUGCAACGCCUCGAGUUAAUUAUUGUAAGCCAUUGUCACUGCAACUGCGUACAGAUACAGAGAAAGUUGCCGUGUAAUUAUAAUUGAGUCUCGAUUCACGAUUUUUCAGAGAUAUUUUCUCAUAUUUCGCGGCGACUCAUGUGGACUCUCGUCCGUGAUGCGUUAAUGUACAUUUUCGCUCGCGCGACCUUGUAGAAUGAUUGAUCCCGAUCGCGUUGUGUACUAUAAUACCUUUUUUUUUAUUUAUACGAGAUCGCAUGUUUGCUCAUGUCAUUCUAUUGUAAUCACAAUUUAACCGUGACGAUGACGACGGGCGCAUACCGUUUGCACGUGAUCGCGGGGAGUAUCCGUGAAGUCUCAGCUGGCAGCUAUUGCGCCGGUUCCACCGCGACACGUAUGUACGCUCGCCCAUUGUUCACACGGCCGCACCGACGGUCGUAAUUAAACGACUGCCAUGCGGGGGACGCGUCAUCGACACCCGCGUAAAUGGUGGAGUUGCGUACUUAAUUAGGCAUGCGUAAUUGUCCAUUUCCUCCAUGUAAUUUCGACCGCUCUAUACCGACUUUGUGGACUGAGAGGUCAAUCCAAUCUGCGGGAAGACACUAGGUUGAGAGGAGGAAUUGAUACGACUUGAUUGAAUGUAUAUCUCUAGUCGUAUAUAGCGGACGUCCACUGCCGUGCAAUUUCUAAGCCGCGUUUUAUAUCGAAA
Molecule: messenger RNA, 7012 nt
Organism: Wasmannia auropunctata (little fire ant)
Lineage: Eukaryota; Metazoa; Arthropoda; Insecta; Hymenoptera; Formicidae
Gene: Cad99C
Product: protocadherin-15
Exons: 23
Coding region: 612-5417 (1601 amino acids)
Biological process (GO): homophilic cell-cell adhesion
Cellular component (GO): plasma membrane
Molecular function (GO): calcium ion binding
Source: RefSeq, a predicted model, not a curated record